Equus caballus (horse) is the source of this 4034-nucleotide messenger RNA. RefSeq names its product PWWP domain containing 3A, DNA repair factor (gene PWWP3A). Gene Ontology annotation, molecular function: nucleosome binding. Gene Ontology annotation, biological process: DNA repair; chromatin organization. Lineage: Eukaryota; Metazoa; Chordata; Mammalia; Perissodactyla; Equidae. Gene Ontology annotation, cellular component: cytosol; nucleus. The record is from RefSeq and is a predicted model, not a curated record.
AGGCUGGCCCCGCCCCCGGCCCGCGGGGAGCGGCGGCGGCGGCGGCGGCGGCGGCGGCGUUGGUGGUGGAGGCGGGCACCACGCGCCAGACCUUCGAGUACUUUGUUUGUGCCAAAUCGUCCCCUCUUGCCACAUGAGUGUAAAUCAUGACGGAUGCCAAGUAUGUCCUCUGCAGAUGGAAAAAGCGAUUAUGGCCCGCGAAGGUUUUGGCCAGACCCGAGGCUUCAACAAAAAAUAAGAGAAAGAAGGAAUUUUUUCUAAAUGUUGAAAUAAUCUCCCUAGACAAAAAAAUUCGGGUGAAAAGCACGCGAGUCAAGAUCCUGAAGAAGUUUCACAUUGAAGACAUCGCCAGCUCAUUAGCCUCCCAGCACGAGGUGCCCGCUGAAGCAUUGGAGGAGCUGGCCUACCGACGGUCACUGCGAGUGGCUCUGGAUGUUUUGAACGAGAGAACAAGUUGUCAUCGAGAAAGCUCUUCGAGGGAAGCAAGAACUGUGUCUCCAAGAGAGAAGCCCACGGAACUGGUCUCCUCGCUCUGUGACCCCAGCCCUUCCUCUCUUCUCCACAAAGGCAUGUCGGGCAGUUUCGGACCCCACAGGAGGGAACGUGGAUGCCAGAGGCUGUCAGGUUCGCCCGCUCAUGAAGAGGACCCCAAGUGCCAAGUGGAUCCCAAGAAGGGGCUUGGGAAAAGUGAAAGCCCACGAGCCCCGGCCGCCUCCUCAGCCGGAGGUGGUUCUCAGGACGGGCGUGGAUCAAGAAUACGCCGGGGAGAUCCCAUGACCCCGAGGAAAAGGGGAAGAAAUUCGGCACACAGCCCAUGUCAGAAUGCACCUUCACUCCCAGAGGGGGAUCCUGAAAGAGAGAGCGAGGCCAGGGCAGCCCCGUGCUCGCCCUCGCGGGUCAAGGAGGAGGGUCCGGGGGCUGAAGGGCGAGACCCAGCUCUGCCUGCUGGCGGCCCCGCUCUGCUGCUGGCCCCGGGGUGCCCGCAGGCCCGAGGCUGCCCCUCCAGGCAGCAGUGUCCAGAUGGCAGCCAGCGGCCAGGGCCAAGGGGAUGCAUGACUCUGCGCAGCACCGCCAAGCCCGGCCUGCCGCCGCCCCGGGUCCCCACAGAGGAAGCCGGGAGUCUUCAGCCCCUGGAGGAAGACCGUCCAUCCUCUGAAGAGUCCGUGCAGUUUAAUUCCGUUAAUUCCAUCCUGGAGGAAGAUGAGGAAGACGAGGAGCCCCCGAGAAUCCUCCUCUACCACGAACCACGCUCGUUUGAAGUAGGAAUGCUAGUCUGGCUUAAAUACCAAAAAUACCCCUUCUGGCCGGCAGUGGUCAAGAGCGUCAGGCGGAGAGAUAAGAAAGCCAGCGUGCUUUUCAUCGAAGGGAACAUGAACCCAAAGGGGAAAGGCAUCACCGUGUGCCUGAGGAGACUGAAGCACUUCGACUGUAAGGAGAAGCACGCGCUCCUGAGCGAAGCCAAGGAGGACUUCGACCAGGCCAUCGGCUGGUGCGUCUCCCUGAUCACCGACUACAGGGUCCGGCUUGGCUGCGGUUCUUUCGCCGGCUCUUUCCUGGAAUAUUAUGCAGCUGAUAUAAGUUACCCCGUCCGCAAGUCCAUCCAGCAGGACGUCCUGGGGACCAGGUUCCCUCAGCUGAGCAAAGGGCACGAGGAGGAGCCUGCGGCAGGGAGCCCCCAGGGCAGGCGGCCGCCAUGCAGGAAAGUCCUGCCCGACCGGUCGCGGGCCGCCCGGGACCGUGCCAACCAGAAGCUGGUGGAGUACAUCGUGAAGGCGCGGGGCGCCGAGAGCCACCUGCGGGCCAUCCUGAGGGACAGGAAGCCGUCCAGGUGGCUGCAGACAUUCCUGAACUCGGGGCAGUACAUGACGUGCAUGGAGACGUACCUGGAGGACGAGGAGCAGCUGGACCUGGUGGUGAAGUACCUGCAGGGGCUCUUCCAGGAGACGGGCAGCAGGAUGCUGGCGCGCAUCAACGGCGACCGGAUCCGCUUCAUCCUGGACGUCCUCCUGCCCGAGGCCAUCAUCUGUGCGAUUUCCGCCGUGGACGCAGUGGACUACAAGACGGCCGAGGAGAAGUACAUAAAGGGACCCUCGCUCAGCUACCGGGAAAAACAGAUAUUCGAUAACCAGCUCCUGGAGGAGAGGAGUCGGCGCAGCUGACGCCGGAGGGGCCGCGCCGUGCUGGGUGUCGGGGACCGGGCUGCCGGCCUCGCAUCCGUGGUCCCGUUUCCACGGCUCCGGAAAGUCGGUUUCGUGAACACGCCGAGAGCCGGCUCUUUUCCCAGCUCUUUUGGGAGAACAUAGUUCCCCGAGGUUUUCAAAAGGACAGAAGUGCCAUUUUAUUUUAUUUUGUAUCAUUACAUGUGACCAUAUCGUAUAGUUUAAUAUAAGGCACACAUUUGCUAUUUUGUGUUAAAAAACCUUGUAUCUGAUAUUAAACAGGACAUUUAAGGGAGAGUCUGGCGUGAAUGUCUAGCUCCAGAAGCAUCGCUGUAAUUUUCCGGGAUUUUUUUCCCCCUCCUUCGCGUGGUUUCUUCUCAGGAUAGUUCCCAGGUUUGCAGCUCCCACCCCAGGCGUUUCUGAAGAAAACCAGUGUUUGUAAGAGACGGAUGUGAAGACAAGCCGCUCUCACGUUCCAGCAUUCCUGUGAUUGCUCACGCGGGAGGACGGACGGCGGUCUCUCCGGGGGCCUCAUCCCGCUCGUCCUGCGUGGGGGUGAGUCUCAGCCGAGCGGCCGCCACGGACGCCCCGUCCCAUGGAGCUUCCUCAGCUGCGUCUGUCCUGGGGCUGAGCGUUGUCACCGCCCAGCCGACCCCUGUGGUCUCAGUCGCCUCCCAGGAUUGCUGUGACCAUCCCGCGUGCCCACCGCUCCCACUGGGGCAGCCGAGGUCACCGUGCGCGAGGCGAGGCUGUGGAGUCGCAGCGUCCGGGACACGAGCUCGCCGCCUGGGCCCAGCUUUUGCAGAAACGAGGCCGUCGUCGUCGGGAAGCCAGGCUGGCAUUCCUGCCCGAGGCACAAAGGCAGGUCCCCUGCUGGUGAGUCACCGAGAUGCCCGAGGGUCCCUGGCUCAGCAGCCCGGCCUUUGGGGUCAGCUGUGUGAAGGUCUGUGACUCAGUUUUCUCAGCCAGGCCUUAAACGCGGUCGUGGAAACUCUCUUUCAAGUCAGAGCCGCACGCCACUGAAUUAUUUAUUCUAAGCCAGUGCGAGACCACGUGUGGAAAUAAACGUUGGCGAAGUUAAUUUUGAGACCCUGCCCCGUGUGACCCCCUGGCUGUGUUGGUGGCCCCACCGUAAUGACCGGAAUGCUGCGUUUGGGGAGGGCUGAGGCCCCCUCUCCUGCUGGCCCUGGGCCUGACAGCAGCAGCUCAGAGGGGAGUGGAAUGAGGGUCUCGUGGACGCGGGGAGAGGCGCAUGCCCCGAGAGGCAGGUGUCUGAACGGGAGGCAGCCGCAGAGGCCGUCUCUGGUCUGGUAGAGACCAUGACAUUUUGGGGAUGGUGUCAGGCCACCUGGAACCCCCCGGCGGUCUUCAUCUUCACUGACUUUGAUCAAAUCUAAGAACAGGAAAUCCAGGCAUGCCUGGCCCUGGUGGUUCUGCCUCUGACCCUCGGGGUUGGCCCUCGGGGUGUCCCAUCUGGGGCCCAGGCGUGUGGCCCGAAGCCUCGAUGCACCAAUCCAGUUGGCAGCUGGCCCUGCUUGGGUCACUCUCCCUUGGACACAGACAGAGGCCCAUCCCUGAGGAGGACGGCCCUACCAGCAUCGCCAGAGUGGGCCUCGCUUCCUUCCAGAAAAGUCCGACCACGCAAUCCUCCGACAGCAACCCUCGAAGUCGGUCGGUAGUGGGAACAGCCUCCGCCUUAGAGACUCGGGACGUUCUCGGGGGCCGUGGGUUAGAAACACCUGCGAGGUUCCCGUGGGAACAUUCCGUCAUCGUGAAGUAUUUUUAUAUCUGUUCCUUUGCUGAUCUUUCCCGUGUUCCUAAGCUUUGGUGGUGGAAUUGAACUACUCAGACUGGAAUUAAACGUCGUUUUGGAGC